This is a messenger RNA of Pistacia vera, 1182 nucleotides long. RefSeq names its product exopolygalacturonase-like. The coding region runs from base 1 to 1182 and encodes 393 amino acids. Gene Ontology annotation, molecular function: polygalacturonase activity. Gene Ontology annotation, biological process: carbohydrate metabolic process. The transcript is spliced from 4 exons. Lineage: Eukaryota; Viridiplantae; Streptophyta; Magnoliopsida; Sapindales; Anacardiaceae. The record is from RefSeq and is a predicted model, not a curated record.
AUGAAUGCAGGAGCUGCAUGCCUUGUGUUCUGGUUAUCCUUACUCACAGAAGUGCAGGGAACAAUUUUUGAUGUCAAGAAAUUCGGAGCAAAGGCCGACGGAAAAUCAGACGAUUGCAAGGCUUUUGCAAGUGCCUGGAAAGCGGCAUGCUCGUGCAUGACACCAAGCACUCUGGUGAUUCCGAAAGGAGAAUACAUGGUUGCUCAAUUAAUGUUCCAGGGACCCUGCAAGGCCCCUGUAACUUUUCAGCUUCAAGGAACUCUCAAGGCCCCAACAGUCAUGAACAAGAUGAAGUCUCAGGAUGGUUGGCUUGCUUUCCUUGACAUUGAUGGCUUGACAGUCCUCGGAGGUGGAACUUUUGACGGUCAAGGAUCAGCUGCUUGGGCCUCUAAUAAUUGUGCCAAAACUGGAAAAUGCAAUUCUCUACCCGCAAAUUUACGAAUCACUAAAGUUACCAAUUCGAAGAUUCAAGAUAUAACUUCGCUUAAUAGCAAGCUCUUUCACAUGAACAUCUUGGGCUGCAAGAACUUGACUCUUCAACAUAUUACCAUAACUGCACCAGAAAACAGCUUAAACACUGAUGGAAUUCACAUAGGUCGAUCAAGUGGGAUCAAUAUAACCGACACAAACAUUCAAACCGGGGAUGAUUGUGUCUCUCUUGGCGAUGGCAGCCAACAAGUAAACGUUGAAAAGGUUACCUGUGGACCUGGCCAUGGCAUUAGUAUUGGUAGCCUCGGCAAAUACCGCAACGAGCAACCUGUUGUAGGUGUAACAGUGAGAAAUUGCACUCUCACAAACACAAUGAAUGGCGUCAGGGUUAAGACAUGGCCAGCUUCUCCUAGUGGCGUUGCCUCCAAUAUGCAUUUUGAGGAUAUCAUCAUGAACAAUGUUAGCAAUCCUAUUUUAAUUGAUCAAGAAUACUGCCCUUAUGGUCAAUGUCAAACUAAGGUUCCAUCGCGUAUUAGGAUUAGUGAUGUUAGCUUCAAGAACAUUAGGGGCACUUCCGCGACUGAGCUUGCGGUGAAGUUUGUUUGCAGCAGAGGUUUACCAUGUCAGAAGGUGGACAUUUGUGACGUUAACUUGACUUACAACGGGAACGGCGCAGCAACAUCAGAAUGUGCUAACGUGAAGCCUACAAUUUCUGGGAAACAGUUUCCACCUGUGUGUACCAGGACUACUUAA